UGCAAGUGCGGAGAGGGUUAUGUCAUUUUCUGUCAUUCUGCUAACAUUCGCUACUUUCAGGCUACGACACGAAUUUACCUGUUAAUACUAAAAUCAUUGUGAUUCCGUAUUUAGGCUAUUCAUGGUUAAUAUUGUCGACGUUUACUCGUGAUUUGAACACUGCAGCAGUUAUGUUUAAAACUAUUAAACAAGCGCUUUUCUCCACCGGACUACAGUACCCAGCAGUCACAGAACCCAAAGACGACGGGUGCGACACGAAGGCUACUGACUAUGAGAUCCGCACCUACAAGCCCACCAAGUGGGUCAGCACUACUGUGAGCGGCAUGAAUCUAGAUGAAGCCUUGGGGGCGGGCUUCCGGAAACUUUUCAAGUAUAUACAAGGCAACAAUGUCAACAAGGUCAAAGUGGAGAUGACGGCCCCCGUGACGUGUCGCGUGAACCCCGGAGAUGGCCCCACGUGCGAGUCCCACUUCACUGUGUCCUUCUACAUCCCUGAGGAGCAUCAGGACAAUCCUCCAGAACCGAGCGAUCCGGAUGUGUUCGUGGAGAACAGGAAGGAGUUCACAGCGUAUAUCAGAACCUACGGGGGGUUCUCCGAUGAGAAUCUCAAACAGGAGGAGCUCCUUAAGCUUGUGGAGAGCCUGCAGAGGGACGGAGUUCCGUUUGUGGACACGCCGUACUACACGGCGGGCUACGACAGCCCCUUUAAACUCGUCAAUCGGAGGAACGAGGUGUGGAUUCUAAAGCAAAAAUACGAACCCUAAAUGCCAUUAAAAUCCAUUUACACCUGCUUUUAAUCACGCCCACUGUAGUUGUAGUUUGUGUGAUGAACUCAUUUGCCCACAGGGGGCAGCAUUCAGCACUGUUUACCUUUGCAUCAAAAAGUGCUUUCUGUUGUCCGUUCAUAAUGAUGAUGCUUAAGUGCCAUUAUUAUUUUAUGAGAUGUUGUUGAUUCUGAUUUUUAUGUGUAAUUAUUUUGAUAACACAUUUAAUUUAGCUUUGCGUUGUAGGUGACA
This is a messenger RNA of Doryrhamphus excisus (bluestripe pipefish), 1016 nucleotides long. RefSeq names its product heme binding protein 2 (gene hebp2). Gene Ontology annotation, cellular component: cytoplasm. Gene Ontology annotation, molecular function: heme binding. Lineage: Eukaryota; Metazoa; Chordata; Actinopteri; Syngnathiformes; Syngnathidae. The record is from RefSeq and is a predicted model, not a curated record.